GGAACAGUACUCGGGCUGCGACUGAUGACGUUUCACCAAUCCACGAGAACAAAAGUCCACACAAGAACGCAUAUUGAGAAAGAGCCUAUGGGAACAACACCUUCUAGUCAGGAGUGCUAUGCUGCGCAGCAAAAGGGUUGCGCAGUAGUGAUUUCCUUUAACACUUCUCUAUGAGCCGGAAACGAAACAAGCCCAUCAUGUGAUUUUCUUCUGUGGCCGUUUUUUAUUUAGUGUGUAACAGAGCCAGCUAUUUAGAUACUGAGUCAAUUCAAAAGUAUUCAAAGAAGCGCAGCCUGGACACGAAAACACAACUAAACCCCGGCUAACAUGGCUGAUGAUUUAAAGAGAUACCUUUACAAACAGCUGCAAAGUGUUGAAGGUCUUCAUGCUAUCGUAGUGACUGACAGGGACGGUGUCCCUGUUAUUAAAGUUGCCAAUGACCACGCCCCAGUCCAAGCUCUAAGACCUGGCUUCUUGUCCACUUUUGCUCUGGCCACUGAUCAGGGCAGCAAGCUGGGCCUCUCCAAGAACAAGAGCAUCAUCUGCUACUACGACACCUACCAGAUCGUGCAGUUCAAUCGUUUGCCACUGGUCAUCAGUUUCAUUGCCAGCAGCAACGCCAACACAGGUCUGAUCAUGAGUCUGGAGAAGGAGUUGGCUCCACUAAUAGAGGAGCUGAGGCAGGUGGUGGAAGUGACAUAAGCUGUGACAGACAGGACCGCCCUGGAUCACAUCCCCCUGCUCACUGAAUCUCUCUCUCUGUAGUGGUGCGUUCAGGGCCAGUGUGAAAAACUGUCUGGUAGUUUUUACAGUUCCAAUGACAUCUUUAUCUGUUUACAACAUAGUUUCCCAUUUUGUUCUGUUUACUUUGUUUUGUCUUUUUCUGUAGAUAUUAGGUGCUUCUCAUCAGAGUUUAUAUGUCCAAUCAAAUGUCAAGAAGUCUGAAUAAAUGUCUCUUUUAGCACCUA
Pungitius pungitius (ninespine stickleback) is the source of this 968-nucleotide messenger RNA. It is a transcript of the gene lamtor3, whose product is annotated as late endosomal/lysosomal adaptor, MAPK and MTOR activator 3. Bases 328 to 702 code for a protein of 124 amino acids. Gene Ontology annotation, biological process: positive regulation of TOR signaling; cellular response to amino acid stimulus. NCBI's taxonomy places the organism in Eukaryota, Metazoa, Chordata, Actinopteri, Perciformes, Gasterosteidae. The record is from RefSeq and is a predicted model, not a curated record. Gene Ontology annotation, cellular component: Ragulator complex. The transcript has 7 exons.